UUCAGUACAUAGCAGCAGGCACUGCUCUCUUCUCUCACUAAGAAGUAUUGAAAUAACCAGCACUUUCAGCUGACACUGUGCUGCAUGGUAAUACCGACCUUCUUUUACAGGUGCUACAAAAAUCUUUAACUUCUCUGGAUAAUGUUGGGUGAUGCUAUGAAUUUACCUUCCCCUUUCUGAAAGAUGUAAGGAAAUAGCUACUACAAUUUGCAUGCUGUAAUUGUCAUCUUCCUCUCCAAAAGAAAGAGGAUAAGGAUCUACUGACAAAGUGAGGAGCCUAUGGUGUCCGGGUGUCAGACUCUGCAAAGAAGAUGGAGCUGGGAGAAGUCCUGACAUCUGGACCAGAUGAAGAAGAAAAGAAAAGACAACAGAGAAGACGUCCCUCAGGUCACAGAUAUCAUUGUGUCUGCUCCUGACUGUCCAAUCAGCUGUAGUCACUUAUUGAAGAAGUGUGGAACAAUGAAUGGAAUCCAAAUCACAUCGUGGAAUAGCACUGACAACUUAUCUAAUAAAUCAUGGAAUAUGAGAAAUGAAUAUCAUCUCAUUAACACAGCAGAAACUGUUAUUCUCCCUUCAUUUAUUGGAAUCAUCUGUUCUACUGGAUUAGUGGGAAAUAUUUUAGUAUUGGUCACUAUUAUAAGAUCUAGAAGAAAAACAAUACCUGACAUCUACAUCUGUAAUCUGGCUGUGGCCGAUCUUGUUCACAUCAUUGGAAUGCCAUUUUUAAUCCAUCAGUGGGCCAGAGGAGGAGAAUGGGUGUUCGGAAGUCCUCUUUGUACUAUUAUUACAUCUCUUGAUACCUGCAAUCAGUUUGCCUGCACCGCUAUUAUGACAGCAAUGAGCUUAGACAGAUAUAUGGCUCUUGUCCAGCCGUUUCGUCUUACAAGCUUGAGGACAAUAUCAAAGACAAUCCGUGUUAACAUACUUCUGUGGGCAGCCUCUUUCGUUGUUGUGUUUCCUGUCUGGGUCUAUUCCAAGGUUAUCCAGUUCAAAGAUGGGUUGGAAAGUUGUGCGUUUGAUCUCACAACGCCAAAUGAUGUUCUCUGGUAUACACUAUACUUGACAAUCACAACGUUCUUCUUUCCUUUACCACUAAUAGUAGCCUGCUACAUAUUAAUUUUGUGUUACACGUGGGAGAUGUAUCAUCAAAACAAGACAGCAGGACGCUACAACAACAGUUUACCCAGACAAAGAGUCCUACGAUUGACAAAGAUGGUGCUCGUAUUGGUGGGAGUUUUCAUUGUCAGUGCAGCCCCUUACCACGUGAUUCAGAUUGUAAACCUUCAGAUCUCUCAGCCCACAAUCAUUUUUUACGUGAGCUACUAUUGCUCAAUCUGCCUCAGCUAUGCCAGUAGUGGUAUUAAUCCUUUCCUGUAUGUACUUCUUAGUGGAAACUUCCGCAAAAGACUUUCUGAAUGCACAAAGACCAAAAUGAAAAUUUCAGAACGUGAGCUGAAUAAUUUUGAUAAUACUUUAAAAUCAAGUUUUUAGGUGUUAUUAUUGGAGCCAAUAUAACUGUAUUGAAUGUAUUUAUUAUAAACACAAUUAUUACUGCAGGAUUCAGUCACUCAGAUGUCUUAAUAUAGUAUAUUCUUACACAGCACAAUUUUAGCAAUUAAAAAACACACAAUAUCACAAUUUUUUUCACUGUGUGCACAAUUAUUAGGCAAGUGAUUAUUUUACACAUAUCAUCAUUUUUGCAACUUGCAGCAUGCAUAUUUUCCCACUCCAAGCUGUUGGGUUUAAGCACAUCAGGUGAUGUGUAUUUGUGUAAAAGGGAGGGUGUGACCUAAGGAGAUGAAUAUCUUAUAUCAAGAUAUGCAUAAUUGUUAGGCAGCUUAUAUUCCUAAAGCAAAAUAGGCCAAAUUGUGCUGACUAAUUCAACCAACAGUGCUGUCCUAUUCCAGAACUGAGACCUACCUGGAGGGGCAACAUGUAGGCCAAGGUAAGGCGGGCUGAAACCACACCACCACAAGGCCAAGAUAAGGGAAGCUGAAACCAGACCACCACUGAACAAGACAUAUAAAUUAAAAUAUCAAGACUGGGACAAGAAAUAUCUGAAGACAGAAUUUUCAAAGGUUUUAUGGACUGAUGAGAAUGACUUUUCACCGUCCAAGUGAAUGGGCCUGUGGCUGAAUCAGUAACAGGCACAGAGUUCCACUUCGACUCAGACACCAGAAAGAUGGAGAUGGGAUACUGGUAUAGGCUGGUAUUAAUAAAGACGAACUAGUUGGAUCUUUUGGGAUUGAAGAUGGACUUAAAAUCAACUCCCAAUUCUACUGCCAAUUUUUAAAAGACACUUUAAGAAGUGGUAGAAAGAAACUUUUUAAAUUAAACCAUGAUUUUUUUGCAGGACAAUGUUGCGUAACAUACAUAUAAGUAUUGUACUGCAUAGCUAGCGAGUAAAAACCUUAAAAAUUAAAACAUAAUGCCAUAACCCCCUUCCUCGCCUGACCUAAACCCUAUUGAAAACGUAUGAGUCCUUCUUCAAAGGGAUAUUUACUGUGAAGAAAAACCGUCAACCUCUAUGAACAGUGUCUGGGAGGCUGUGGUUGCUGCUGCACAAAAUGUUGAUCCUCACCAGAUCAAGAAACUGAUAGACUUCAUUAAGAGAAGGCUCAUGACUAUUGAAAACAAGGCUGGCUAUAUCAGUCAUUGAUAUUUUUAUUUUUUUAUUUUUUAUUUCACAAUGUUUAUUUGUACAUUUUGGGUUGUUUGUUUGUUAAUCUCACUUUAACCAAUAAAAAUUAACUGGGAAAUUGGGAAAAAAAGUGGGAAAUUAUUUGUUCAAUUUAGUAACAUAAUAAUUCUGCACACCAAGAGUUGCCCAAUAAUUGUGCACACAUAAAUAUUCACCAAAGCCUCACUUUUACUUUGUUAAAUAUUCAGGUUUAAGGCUUAUUAAGAUUUUGGAUUGAUGGAGAGCACUGUAGUUGUUCAAUAAUAAAAUGAAUCCUUAAAAAUACAACUUGACUAAUAAUUGUGCAAACAGUGUAUGUGAUCUAAAAUAGGCCCGUAUGUUCAUAAAUGCAUUGCUUUACUAAUCCUUUCCUGAUCCUGAGUUACAGCCUGCAAUAUGCUACCAGAUCUGCAUUCACAAUUUUGCUGGUUGUUAUUAAAACAGUAAGAACAAGCUUUGUACACUUACUGAGCCUGUUGGAAAUGCUGAGAGAUUUCAGAUAUACAGCCAGCAGCAGAGGUGUACAGUAGUCUAGGGCUUUUGGACCCCAAUGAAAAAUGUGUAACUUGGCACCUACCUACAAUGUACCAUUUUUUGAAUACUUAAAAAAUAGGUCACCUCAUGCCACACAAAAGGGUUUUACUCAUGAAAUAACUUUAUUAAAUAAAUACUGAUGCACAGGAACUUCAAUGUAUUGUGUAAGGAUUUCUCCCUGGGGAUAGCUCUGGGAUCGUCCUUAACACCGCCACAGGACACGUUUCCACUUCAAUAAACCGGCAAACAACAGUUCUUUAUGCAUGUCCGUCCCCUCGCCAGCUUUAUUAGACAGUUUGCAGGAUAAAUAAAAACAUAACACAGGAAAAAACAAAACCCUAGACCGUCUAGUCACUAACUAAACAAUCCAGCAUGCCCUGACUAUCCAUUGGUGGGCUUUUCCCAGCCAAUUAAACUUAUGCCUCCUGCAACCUUCUACUCACUGUUCACACACAGCGUUUGCAACUUCUUGCUGUGUGUCUCGUCCACACCGCUCUUUGGGGCCACUCAUAGCUCGGGCUGUGUGUUCCUCACCAGGACCCCUGCCUUCCCCUAAGCCACCUUGCUGUCUUUUGGGGAGAGACCCAAAUAUUGUGUCUGUCUUCUUUUUAUACAAACUUCCCCUUUCUACUACCUCAUUAAUUAGGCCACAGGCAGAGGUUUCUCCAGGGAUAGCUAGGGAAAUACACUCUUUCAUGCCACACUGUAACAAUUGUUAUUGCACCCUUGGCUUUCUUCACUUAAUAGUGUAUAUGUCACGAUGCCGGCUGGCAGGUAGUGGAUCCUCUGUGCCAGAGAGGGAUUGGCGUGGACCGUGCUAGUGGACCGGUUCUAAGUCACUACUGGUUUUCACCAGAGCCCGCCGCAAAGCGGGAUGGUCUUGCUGCGGCGGUAGUGACCAGGUCGUAUCCACUAGCAACGGCUCACCUCUCAGGCUGCUGAAGAUAGGCGCGGUACAAGGGAGUAGACAGAAGCAAGGUCGGACGUAGCAGA
This is a messenger RNA of Hyla sarda, 4207 nucleotides long. RefSeq names its product melanin concentrating hormone receptor 2 (gene MCHR2). Gene Ontology annotation, molecular function: neuropeptide binding; G protein-coupled receptor activity. The record is from RefSeq and is a predicted model, not a curated record. NCBI's taxonomy places the organism in Eukaryota, Metazoa, Chordata, Amphibia, Anura, Hylidae. Gene Ontology annotation, biological process: neuropeptide signaling pathway. Gene Ontology annotation, cellular component: neuron projection; membrane. The transcript is spliced from 7 exons. Bases 346 to 1491 code for a protein of 381 amino acids.